Messenger RNA from Betta splendens (Siamese fighting fish), 2647 nucleotides. It is a transcript of the gene uri1, whose product is annotated as URI1 prefoldin like chaperone. The transcript has 11 exons. Gene Ontology annotation, molecular function: transcription corepressor activity; phosphatase inhibitor activity; chromatin binding. Gene Ontology annotation, biological process: negative regulation of phosphatase activity; negative regulation of transcription by RNA polymerase II. The record is from RefSeq and is a predicted model, not a curated record. NCBI's taxonomy places the organism in Eukaryota, Metazoa, Chordata, Actinopteri, Anabantiformes, Osphronemidae. The coding region runs from base 678 to 2159 and encodes 493 amino acids.
GUUUAUCAUCUAUGUCACUGUUUGGUGUUCACUACAGCAGUAAACACCUCGCUGCAGUAUGUCUGUUUACAUCUGCGCGUCCACAUUUACCCAUAAUACACCGGGAGACACGGAGGACGAGCUUCGUCAAGUUCGCGUCAUAUCAGUCAACAACAGGAAGUGUCUUUUUCUUUUCAAGAUAAGCGUAUUAAACCAAACUAAAAAUAAACAAUUUCUACCCCCCUGCAACAAACACAAAGUAACAAAAUGUAAUGUAUCCCCAAACGUUUUAAUUCGUUUAGGGAAGUACACAUUUUCCGAUCAAAUGUUUAACUCGUGCAAUGUAGGUCUUUUAUUAUGAACGCUACAGGCAGAGUUUCCUUUGUUGUUCUCCGUGACCUGACGCCCAGCGGACGUGCAUGGCGCAGCGAGAGUGACGAGGAGUAUCCGCUAAUCUUGGGAUAUUAAACCGUGGAUAUUUUUGGAAAUCAUGCAAAAACCCUGAAAUGAGAGUGUGAGAUGAUAUCACUUUCGAGCGUGCGGAUAACUAUCACUGCCCCAUUGAUGAACACGAGCAGGACGGCUCUAAGGAAUCGCUGCUGCUGCAUUCAUAAACAUUUCUUUAGGACUCACAACAACUGAGCUUUGGUUUGGGCUCAGACGACACCUCAGAGUCCGUUCGUGCACCUGAGGUGACAAUGACCGAAAAAGGUCAGAUGAGUUUAGAGCAACUCGGCGGAGUUGUCAGGAUCCGCGAGGAACAAGAGAAGGUGGUGAAAGACUGUGAAAGUCGGAUUCAGCACUGGAAGAAGGUGUCAGGUGACUAUGAAGCCCUGAAAGACCGCCUUCAAACGCUUCCAGAUCAGCUGUCUUAUGACAUCAUGGUGCCGUUCGGGCCCCUGGCCUUCAUGCCUGGGAAGCUGGUGCACACCAACGAAGUCACGGUCCUGCUCGGUGACAACUGGUUCACCAAGUGCUCUGCAAAGCAGGCCCAGAAGCUCAUCGACCACCGGAUGACACAUGUAAAGCGUGAACUUGACGCUGUGUCUCAAACCAUGAAAAACUUUGAAGCCAGAGUUGGGUUUGCAAAGGAUUUGGAAACCAUCUCAGCCAGUAAAGGGGACUAUGUUGACAUCAAAGAGGAAGUCGAAAACAGUUGCACUGCUGUCACUAAAGGAAGGCAAAGAAUCGCUCACAAACCAAACUCUAAGCCCAAGUCGGAUGUGCUGAUUGAUCUAAAAGAGGGAGAUGGAGACGAGGGCCGAGACGGAGAGAGCAGGAAAGGCGCCAUGACGGAGGAGGAGCUGUGGGCUCGAUUGGACGAACUCGAGAAACUGGAGGCGCUACAAGAUGAGCAGGACAGGUUAUCUGAUAAUGCAGACAUGAAUGGGGAGGACACGUCAUCCUCGUCUUCAGAAGAGGACAAGGAGACAGAGGCUGCACCUCCUGUAACUGGACUGAGCCUGAAGCCAAGCUGGAGCUCUGUGCCUCACAGCAAAGAAACAACACAUGGGGCGAGGAUAGUAGAGGAAGACGACGAGGAGGAGGAAGGCAGCUGUUUGCCCACCAUCUUUUUUUCUCAUACAGUUGAACCCAAGAAGGUGAGGAUCAACACGCGCAAAAACACCACGUUAAAGUUCAGCGAAAGGAAAGAGCAGAAGGAGCAGUCAAAGAAGAAGAAGCGCAACGGCCACGCCAACGGCCACGAGCUCCACAAAAUCACAACACCAGCAGACAUUUACAGGUUGUUCGUGGACGUGAGGAACGGCGAGCCCAUCCCCCGGAAGUCCAUCCUGAAGUCGCGGAGCCGCGAGAACAGCGUGUGCAGCGACACGAGCGAGAGCAGCGCCGCCGAGUUCGAGGAGCGGCGCGCCAUCGGCCGCGGCUUCAGCCACGACGAGGCCACGCACAGCGACACGAGCGACGGCGCCGCCGAGGAGGACGGCCCCGCGGCGGCGGCGCCGCCAACGCACGCCGCCGGCAGGUUCGAGGCCUUUUCAGGUACGGUCAUAGAAAAGGACCCGAUGCCGUUGACCGUCCCCCAUCUGACCAUCGCGCCGCCAGCUCUGCCAACCAUCCUGGAGAGGAGGCAGGAGGAGGUGACUCCGGACGUCUCCCCGCCACAGCCAGCUCCAAAGAGGGUGUCCAAGUUCAAAGCUGCCAGGCUGCAGCAGCAGUGACGGUUAACAAGUAACAAAGCGCAUUUCACGAUAUUUAGUUUUCUAAGCAUCCGUUUCUAUUCCACCACCAUGAACUGGAUCUGUUUGUCUCAUUUUAAUAUACAGGGUUACUGACGUAUAAUAUGACUGUGAAGUUAGGAAAAAAAAGUACUGUAGCAAUGUUAGCAAAUCGGCCUCGAGCGUAACACUGCUUUUACUCCAAAUUGUGCUAACGGUAGUUGGUCUCCUAAUGUCCUCCACAGUCUAAGUGCCGCCCGCCUUCGGUCGAGACGUCCGUCAACCUCGCCCAGCUCUCAGUCCGCUGCUGUUCUGUUGCCAAUUUAGCUGUUUCUAGGCCUCCGCCAUUCAUUUUCAGCUGCCUUGUUUUGUUGUGGCUCCUUUUUAGAAACAGGUCGCAUUUUGUUUUGUCUUAACCUGUAAAAUGAAUGUCUGUUUCUCUCUGUGACCAGCUUUAUAUAAAGACAAAAAAUAAAUGAUUUUGGCUAUAA